AAGGAACUAUGCACGUGAUUCCUCCCCGAAAAAGAAAGAUGGCGGCGGAUAUUAUAAACACAAUACACUUUUAUGUCUUAUUUGUGCAUUUAACGCUUCGAUGUUCUUCUAGUUUUAUCGUCAAUGGUGAGAACUACCGACGGAAUUUAUCCCUGGAGCUUAACCCUGGUCUAAACUCCUCGCUGAUGCCGCUACCCCCUGGUGUUGGCUUGCUCCAUGUGCGGGCGCUGGGCAAGAACGACACACUGCACUACCUCCUCUGCAGCCAGGGGGCGCCAGCAUUACUACUGGUGCACACAAACUCCACUUCAUCCAAGGUGAAGGUAGACUGGCCUGCCUUCUUGGUACAAAAUACCACAGGCAGCCUGAAAUUGACUCCGGAGAACAGUGUUCUGUACAGCAACGCACUCGUUUUUACCAGGCUGUGGGAGUACGACGAUGUCAACGACACAGCCGUCCCCGAGCACCUACCCCCCUCCAGCUUCUUCCAGCCCUACGAGCUGCAGAACUUCACCUGGGAUGACCUGAACAAGACACUUGACCCCAUGGCCCACACCGCCCUGCUCUGUGGAAGAGGCGCCAGCGAGAGCUUCAGCAACGGUUCGCUCUGUCUGAAGUUCUCAGCCUUUGAUGUUGAGGGCCGGGACCAAGGCUGGCCCAGCCUCCUCCACAACGCAAACUCCUCCCAGCUGAGGGUGGUGCUGGACGGUGUGGUCCCGAGGUCCAAUCACUCCCGCUUCUCUCUAGAGCUACAGGUUGUGGGCGGCACCCAGGCCAUGAGCAGAGUGGACGUGCUCCAGUCAAUAGAUGAUGAAUACACACCCUCCAUAUUCAAGGUAUCUCAGUGGGUGUCCUCUCCAGUCAACUCCACCUCUCCUGUUCUUGGCUACGCCCAAUGGAAGCCCGUGGCCUACCGCAGGCCAUCGCCUGUCUUUGAGGACGCCACUCCCUGCCGCCACUCAACCCCUGUCCCCGUAGCCCAGCUUCCCCCCUCCGGCCUAGUGCGGGCGUAUUUUGGAGGGGAGCGCCAGACCACCGGGCUCAACAUGACCUUCAGUAUCACUGGAGACCCGUUCUACAACACCACCAACUACCUCAGCUGGACUGUGUUGGUGGGGCUGGGCUCUCCUCCUGUGGACUCGUUCUCUCCCCUGGUUCUGGUCAUCAUGGCGGUGGGGCUGGGCACUCCCAUGCUGAUCAUCCUGCUUGGCGGGGUGUGUGUGUGUGUCCGCAAGAACAGGCCCCAACCACAGGUCUAUGAGCCAAUCAACUGAGGCCAAGCCAGGAUAUGUGUACUUUUAAGUCCUGCUUUAACCAGUUUCUUGCCAAUGAGCAGACACCUCUGGGCCCAUUUUUUUCCCAAAAGUUAGCUGGAUUUAGCCUAUCGGAUAGGAUUAAAUGCAUAGAAAUAGAAUGGAUGAAUCAUUUACUUGAAAGGGGACAACUGUUCUAUUACUUAUAUGUCUAUGCACUUAAUCCUAUCUGAUAGGCGAAAAACAGACAACUUUUGAAAAAAUAAAAAUGAGGUACAUGACUGUCUAAUAUGGCCACCCAUUGUUGGCACAACGGGCCAAUAAGGCUUUGACAGAAACACAUUUUUAACCACUUGCAUAAUUUAGGAAUGGGCUGAAUCAUCUUGUGGAAGAGAAAGCCCAUGAAUGAGUUGAUUUAGUUGUGCUUGGAAAUGCCAAAGGCUCCCAUCUCAAACCUAACAUUCCAUGUGAGAACAUAUUUAUCCAGAAAAUUGUGAAAAGGCUAGUUACUGUAGUUAAGGAUGUUUUUUCAUUGUAAAACUCAAACGGCGUACACUGUCCCUCCAGUUCUGUGUAAAACAGUAUAUUAUCUUAUUGUUGCAUGAUGACAUGUUACACUGAAGUGGUCCAUGUUUGGCACUGCCUAUCUAGAUAUACUGACCUGACAUGGGUCCUAACUAAUAAUGGUCUCAAGCAUAUAUCUGAUGACAGAAGAAGAGCUACAAAGGAGUAGGGGCUUUUUCUCUCUCUUCGUACCACUGAUCUGAGGUCAGUUUGUACUGUAAUGGUUUAGGAAUUGGUCAAACUAAAAUAAUCCAAGAUCUGCACCUGAAGGAGACUCAUACCUGGAGCAGUGAACGGAAAAUAAAUCUCAAGAGAAGAAGCUUAAAGGAACAAGAUUUGUUGCUUUCUUUCCCAACCCCUUGGAUGGGGUAAGGGGAAGCCUAGUUAGGGUCCAUGUGCUACACCCAAAGUGAACUGAAAUGCGAUGUUUGAUUUAAUGUCAAUGAAGUUAGAAAUCAGUAUGGGAUUACAAAAUAUUUGAUAAUAUUGUAAUUAAUGUUCCUACUUUUAAGGCCUUGUUGAUUAUAGUUCUCCUUUGGAAUUAAUUUAAAACAAGCUUCAAAGUCAUAUUCAGGUUGUAAUCACAGUACAAGAGAAUAAAUGGCCUUGAUUAUUUACCUGUAUUUGUCUAUUAGGCAACAAUGUGUUACCUUAAUUUUAUGACUAAAUGCUACAUUUAAUGCAAAAACACCAGUACCUGAAAUAUUAUUAUGCAAGCAUCUAAUACACCGGUCACAUUCAUUUGUAUAUUGAGGAAAUGCUCACUUUCAAUAGUAAUGUAAUGGUCUGUCCAUAAUUGUCUUUUUCGUAAAGAAAUGUACUGGCAAGUUAUUUCCUGCUCUCAUUUAUUUUUCUUUUAAAACAAUGGUAACAAUGUCAUAAGAUGUUUAAAAAGGACAUGUAAAUAACUGGUUUCUUGGCCACAUUAAAUACACAAAGUUUAA
This is a messenger RNA of Oncorhynchus nerka (sockeye salmon), 2761 nucleotides long. RefSeq names its product glycosylated lysosomal membrane protein (gene glmp). NCBI's taxonomy places the organism in Eukaryota, Metazoa, Chordata, Actinopteri, Salmoniformes, Salmonidae. Gene Ontology annotation, cellular component: lysosome. The transcript has 6 exons. The record is from RefSeq and is a predicted model, not a curated record. The coding region runs from base 9 to 1274 and encodes 421 amino acids.